AGGUUUCGGUCAAAGGUUAACAAUGGAUGUUGUUAUAGUUGGAAGCUGCAUAACAGACUUUUCGAGCUAUGUCUCCCACCUUCCUCAAAAAGGCGAGACCUUGACAGGCCACAAAUUUGAAACAGGUUUUGGUGGUAAGGGAGGCAAUCAGUGCAUCGCUGCUGUCAAGCUUGGUGCAAAAACAGCCAUGGUAGCUAAGCUUGGAGAUGAUGUCUUUGGAAAGAGCUAUUUUGAAAACCUGAAAGAUAACAAUGUAAAUUGUGAUCAUGUUCAAAGAGUAACUGGCGAAGCCACUGGAAUAGCCAGUAUAUUUGUUGGUGAUGAUGGCUCAAAUUGCAUUGUGAUUGUACCAAAUGCUAAUGAUUUACUGACGACCGAUGAUGUAGAGAAAGCAGAGGAUCUUAUUAAAUCAGCAAAACUUGUUGUCUGCCAAAAUGAAGUGCCCAGGGAGACAACUCUGUAUGCCCUAAAACUUGCACAAAAGCAUGGUGUGGUGACCAUUUUUAAUCCUGCUCCCGCCCCACCAAAAGACAUUGAUCCAGAAUUUUUCACAGUGCCUGAUAUCUUUUGUCCUAAUGAAACUGAGGCUUCCACUUUAUUGGGAAUGAAUGUAAACAGUCCAGAAAGUGCUCAAGAGGCUUGCGGGCAGUUCAUAAAUUCAAAAGGAUGCAAAUCAGUCAUUAUAACACUUGGUGAGAAAGGGGCUGUGUACCAAGCCUCUAAAGAUGAUGCCCCUAUUCAUAUACCUACUGUACCAGUGGCAGCUGUUGAUACAACAGGAGCUGGUGAUUCUUUUAUUGGUUCCCUUGCAUUUUUCCUGACCAACCGACCCACCUUAACUGUGCCAGAGAUGAUUCAAAGAGCAGGCCAGAUAGCUGCAGUGAGCGUAACAAAAACUGGCACCCAAAAGAGUUUUCCAAAAGCUGAAGAGGUUCCUGAUUUAGUCAAGUAAAACCUUCAGGAUUGUUUAAUUAUCAUGUUUAUGAAAGUUGAAUGUUUUGUAUUUAGUAAACUUUUAUGUGCAAUGAUUCAGGGAAUAUUGUUAGUGAAUAUGACUGAGCUAGAAUUAAAAUAAGAAUGAGCAGCUGACUUUUCAAUGCAUUUAAAGAAGUACCUACUAUCAACAUUUAUUUAAAUGUUUUUAAUUACUCAAUGCACUACAGAUUUAAUGGAGGUAGGACUAUGUUAUUUUAAUUUAGGGCAUUAUGAUUUGUCUCUUUGUUAAAUGCCAUUAUGAGAUGUUCUUCAUCUGUCAUUUACAAAUACAAUUGUAAUACAUGACAUUAAAAUCUGCAUUCUAAGAAGAU
This is a messenger RNA of Physella acuta, 1307 nucleotides long. RefSeq names its product ribokinase. NCBI's taxonomy places the organism in Eukaryota, Metazoa, Mollusca, Gastropoda, Physidae. Gene Ontology annotation, molecular function: ribokinase activity. The record is from RefSeq and is a predicted model, not a curated record. Gene Ontology annotation, cellular component: cytosol. Gene Ontology annotation, biological process: D-ribose metabolic process.